Molecule: messenger RNA, 1364 nt
Organism: Owenia fusiformis
Lineage: Eukaryota; Metazoa; Annelida; Polychaeta; Sabellida; Oweniidae
Source: the annotation of a GenBank genome assembly
UGAUUACAAAAGGUACUGAACACUGCGCAAUUCCCAAGGGACACACUACAAAACAUUUGGAUUAAAACCGCUCGUAUCAGCGAACAAUGUCUAAAACACCAAACACGUCUCUUCCACCAAUCCCUAAUACGGAUGACAUCACUUACAUAAAUUUGAAAGAACGCCAACCUCAGCGAAAGGCUAACAAGACUGAAUCUGUUGAUGUCAAUAUGGCGGAAUAUGCUACUUUGGGUGAGAGGAACGAAGAAGAAAUGAAAAAUCCUACUUAUGAGAACCUACCUAAAAAGCCAGAGGAGAAAUCCUUUCUCGCGAAAAACAAGUGGAAGAUCAUUAUAGCCGGUGCAGUAAUCGUUAUCCUGAUUGCUCAGUGUCUUGUCAUUGGACUGGCCAGAGGAGGUGUUUUUCAAGAAUACAAUGCUCAGACCGGAUCCGGAACCGUUGAUAAGAACGUUUGCCAGAAGCAAGAUUUGUGGAAAAUGAGAGAUAAUAUUAAAGAGGAUUCAUCUAACCUGACAAAUGAUGUUGUAACCUUGAAAGAUGACAUUUCUACACUAACUAAUAAUGUCUCGUUACUGAAAGAUGAUGUUUCCUCCAUGGAAAAUGACAUUUCUUCACUAACCAAUGAUGUGUUGUCACUGAAAGAGGAUAUUUCAACUUUGAAAAAUGACAUUUCUGCUUUGUUACAUAAGCCCGACGUGAAGUGUGAUAACGCAGAGUUAAGAGAUGACAUACAGAAAAUACUAGCUACUGUAGGGGUACCAGACUGUGAAAAUCAACAGGAUGGUAGAGUAAAUAUCAGAACUACAGAUAGAAUCUUCUCAACGCAAUGCAUCAAUGGUUGGCUUGUUUUUGCUCAGAGGUUUGAUGGCUCAGUAGACUUUUACAGGAACUGGGAAGAUUACAAGAGAGGAUUUGGGAACAUCGACGGGGAGUACUUCUUAGGGUUUAAUAAUAUAUUGUCAGUUUUAAAGCUGGGAAGUUAUAAACUCCGUAUUGAGCUCACUACUUGGCCAGACAAAGGAAGUGUCACAAAAUAUGCAGAAUAUAGUACGUUUGACCUGGCAGGAGAGAGUGAGCAAUAUAGGAUCACUGUGUCUGGAUAUUCUGGAACAGCGGGCGAUAGCAUGACAUACAGCAACAACAUGAAGUUUAGUACGAAGGACAAAGACCAUGAUAAGUGGAGUGAUAACUCUGCAACUACAUAUUUGGGAGCAUGGUGGUAUAAAGACUACACAUAUGCUCACCUAUAUGGACCUUACAUGUCUUCAUCACAAUGUGAUGUGAGACUUAAAUGCAUGUAUUGGGCUAAUUGGCCACAAAGGAUAGGUCGUUCACAUAAUGGUGGUAACUACUCAUUUAAAGAA